CUAUUGGCGGUCUUAUUUUCAGCCGAUGCCGUCUGCAAUCUUUCCGGUUUCGGAUUUAGUGGUUAUGAUGACCGCGGAAAUGCCAAGUGGGAGCUAUGUACGAAUGUCAGGCCGUACCAAGUUGAGGUGUUCUCUAACUCCCAUGAUUCACUGUCCGUUUUAACUCCCGUUGUCGUUGUCCUACGGUUGAUUUCCCUUGGGCAGAUGCUACGAAAAUUUUUAAGCUCUUUAACACGUUGGCGACCGUGCGUCCCAGGACACACGUUUUUGGCUCGCUGGGUAUCUAUAUUAUUUGUCAGGUGUUCCUAUAAUUUUUUCAUGUUUUCAUGUAUCAGCUGA
Molecule: messenger RNA, 339 nt
Organism: Haemonchus placei
Lineage: Eukaryota; Metazoa; Nematoda; Chromadorea; Rhabditida; Trichostrongylidae
Source: the annotation of a GenBank genome assembly